AUGAACCUGGAUACCCGUCCUCUGCCUGAGGAGGAUGUGCAAAUACAUUCGCCUGUGAAUGGCGUUGCGAAGGGUGUGAAUGCUGGGGAAGACGAAGAUGAGGAAGGUGAAGGCGAGGAAAUUGAGCAGGGCAAGGCCAUCUCGGAUGACAGUUCGGAGGAGGAGGAAGAAGACGAGGAAGCUGCUCGACGCGUUCGAGAAGGUUUCAUUGUGGAUGAAGAUGAGGAGGAGGAAGGAGACGACGAAGAAGAUGACGAAGAAGAGCGUCGGCGUUCGAAGAAACGUCGAAAGCACAAACACAGGCAUAAACACCGUGAACCCGAUGAGGACGAGGAUCUCGAUGAAGAGGAUCUAGAGCUUCUUGAGGAAAACACGGGUGGACGCAUCCGCUCACGACAUCUUACGCGGCUGCGCCGUGGCCGUAUUGUUGAGUCAUCCGAUGACGACCUGGACGAGGCGAACAUCAUUGGGGCCCAAGAGAUCCAUGAUAUUCAAAACAUUUGGGACGACGACCGCGCUGGUGGACGUGACGAUGAUGAUGAGAUGGAUAUGGACGACUUUAUUGAUGACGAAGAAGAUGAAGAGGAGGGUGCAGGUGCUAUGGCUGAAGAAGAGCGCGAGGAGCGCAGGAGAGAGAGGAGGCGUCUUGAGAAGGAACGCAGAAAAGCCUUGAGAAAUCGACCAGAACUUACGGGCAUUGAUGCAAGUACUUGGGACGAGAUUCAUGACGUCUUUGGAGACGGUCAUGAUUAUGAUUGGGCGUUGGUGGAUGAUGAAGAGGAAAUCAUGGCGGAGGAAGCCGGCAAGCCAGAGAUGAAGUAUCAGGAUGUCUUUGAGCCGUCUGAAAUAAAAGCACGACUACUUACGGAGGAUGAUGACCUCAUUCGUGCUCAAGAUUAUCCCGAACGUAUGCAGCUUGGUACUUCCACCUUGUCAUCGAAUGCCAGUAUUACAUUCCCGGAAGCACUCACUCCCGCAGAGUGUGUUGAUGCUGCUUCUUGGGUCACACCGCGUCUCGGGGGAGCGAAGGAACGUGACUUUUUCAAGCCGAAUGGAAAAUUCCAUUACCUUCUUGAAAAACUCGUUGGAGCCGUUACCCGUGCCUUGGAAUUCUUGCUCGUACAGUUCCUAGAGGUUCCAUAUAUCUACGCACACCGACGGGAUUUCAUCUCUUACUUCAACCCUCAAGAUACACAUGCACCACGCGUAGAGCUCCUAAACCAGGACGAUCUGUGGCGAAUAUAUGCUCUUGGACAGAAGUUUCGCUCUUUAUGCCAGAGGAAGAAAGCCUUGCAGCGCAUCUACGAAAAUAUUGAUGCCCAUGAUGAGUACUAUGAGGGUCAGUUAGUGCCGAACAUGGAUAGUGUGGAGGUCGUAGCGGACGUGACGCAAUGGCUUGGGACGAAGUAUAAGGACAACAAAAAGAAAAGCACGCUCGUGUCCCCGUUCAGGGACGAGGAAGAGCAGGCAGAAACGAGGAAGCAUAAGCUUCCAAGUCGAAUGUCUGCAUACGAAGUUGCUAAAAAAAGUAUUAUUUCUAGAAUCGCGGAGGGCUAUGGGAUAAAGUCGCAUGAAAUUGUUGUGAACUUCAUGUCUGCUGGUCAUAAUGUCCACUUCGUUGAGGACAAAGAUCUGUCGCCUGCUGCGUUUGCAGAGCAAUAUGCUGACCCGGACCCGUCUAAGGCCCUUCCAGCGGAGGAUCUACUUCGUCAGGCCAGGAUGAUCAUAGCAACGGAGCUGGGAAUUGAUCCCUUAUUGCGAAGACACGUCAGGGAUACGUUCAAGAACCACGCACAAAUCUCCAUAUUGCCGACGGACCGAGGGAAGACAAAAAUCGACGACCAUCACGUAUACUAUGUAUUCAAGUAUCUUUAUAACAAACCGAUCGAGGAAAUGCUGCAAUCGACGCAGUUCCUCAAUAUACUUGAGGCGGAAUCACAGCACUUGGUGACAGUUACUAUUUCCCUCCCGAGUGAUGUUCGACAGCGACUUGUGAACCAACUGGUGGAAGCGUUCACAUCUGACAGUUUCAGUGAAAUGGCGAAGGUCUGGAAUGAAGAACGCGCUCUCGUUGUCGAAGAUGCCGUCGAGAAGCACCUCAUUCCCAUGGGUGCGAAGUGGGUUCGGGAAUUCAUUCGCGAGGAGGUCGAGGACUAUCUAGCGAAGAGUUGUGCUGAUGCUCUGCAUGAGAGGGUAAAUAUGGCACCCUAUCAUCCUCCUGACUUACACGAGGGUGAACAAGCAUCCGUUCUUGCUGUAUCAUGGGGCAAAGGCGACCCGAAGAGAGAUGAAAUCAACUUGGUUUUUCUCGACGAAGCAGGUCGUCUUCGAGAACAUUCACAGAUCGAUAAUUUACUGGAUUCGAAAAAUAGGGAUGAGUUCAGGGACCUCGUGAAACGACGAAGACCAGAUGUGGUUGUAAUCGGUGGGCUGUCAAUUAACACGGCCACCUUGUCCCACCAUGUCAAGAUGGCUCUGAACCCACACGAUAUCGAGAUUCUCAGACCCAAUGAAAGUUCAUUCAUGGAUGACGUAUCGAAUGAUCAGGCGUUGAACAUUCCGGUGAUCUACGUUCAGGACGAGGUCGCGCGUUUGUAUCAACAUAGCAAACGUGCGACUGAAGAGUUCCCGCACUUGCCUCUAGUCGCGAGGUAUUGUGUUGGUCUGGCGCGUUAUGCGCAGAGCCCUCUAAACGAGUUCGCUGCAUUGGGAGGAGAUCUGACUGCCAUAACAUUCGACGACGCAGUACAACCUCUUAUUCCGACUGAGAAGUUGUUGUCGGCCUUUGAGCGCGUCUUAGUCGAUGUUGUCAAUAAAGUCGGGGUAGAUAUCAAUCGGGCUGUCAAUGAUCCCUAUUAUGCUACCUUGCUUCCAUACGUUGCUGGACUGGGCCCUCGCAAAGCUCAAGCUCUCAUCAAGAAGAUUGUAUCUUUGGGUGGUAACCUGGUUAAUCGCGAGCAAUUCGUCAAAUCGGGUAUUUUAACUAUGCGCAUUUUCCUGAAUGCUGCUGGUUUCCUUCGCAUAGCACAAGACCCGGAGUAUAAAGAACCUAAGAGUCGUGGUGGGGCGAACGCUGAUUACUCGAACUAUCCGGAUCCACUUGAUGACACUCGAGUACAUCCUGAGGACUAUGACUUGGCUCGGAAGAUGGCCACUGAUGCUCUAGAACUCGAUGAGGAAGAUGUCCAUGACGAACAUCCUUCGAAUGUUGUCGGCCAAAUCAUGAAGGACUCAGACAACGUCAGGAAGCUUGAUGAGCUCAACCUCGACGAUUUCGCGAUAAGCAUGGAGGAAACGAGUGGCGAACUCAAGCGACAUACAUUGAAUGUCAUUCGUGCGGAACUCAUUCGACCGUUUGGGGAACUUCGACCGAAGUUCGUCCUUCCUGAGGCCUCAGAAGUGCUUACUAUGUUGACGGGUGAAACGGAGCGUACUCUGCGUGUUGGGUUGAUCGUCUCCGUUCUUGUGAUACGGCUAACGGAAGGCUUUGCGGUCGUAAAAUUGGAUUCGGGCAUCGAAGGCAUCAUUAAUGGAAUGUAUCAGUCAGACGACGGGACAGUCUCCGUCAAGAAAGGGCAGACUCUUCCAGGUGUCAUUAUUGAUGUUAAAUCAGACCUGGUCAAGGAUCAGUUUAGCAUUGAGCUUUCGUCUCGACCAUCGGAUGUCGCCGUCGGUGAUGCGCAGUUCCGACGCUGGAAGCCAGACGAGUACUGGAAUGUCACCCAGGCCGAACGUGACUAUGAUGUACAGCAGCGCAAGAAGCGUGCAGAGGUCGACCGCACGCGUCGAGUUAUUAAGCAUCCCAACUUCCAAAACUUCAAUUCUGCUCAGGCAGAGACGUUUUUGGAUAAGCAACAUCCGGGCGACGUGGUGAUUCGACCAUCUUCUAAGGGAUUGAACCACUUGGCAGUGACCUGGAAAGUCGCUGACAAUCUGUAUCAGCACAUCGACGUCGUCGAGCCCAACGCCGAUCCUUCGGGUCAGACGCUUGGUGGUCAACUUAUUGUGGACGGGAAAUAUGAGUUUGCCGAUCUCGAUGAACUGAUUGUUAACCAUGUAAAGGCGAUGUCGCGACGAGUUGAAGAACUCAUGGCUCACGAGAAAUUCAAGAAGGAUGACGACGAACUCCAGAAAUUCUUGAUAAGCUUCGUCGCGGCCAAUCCGAACAAGAGCAUAUAUGGAUUCACCUUAAAUAGGAAGAAACCUGGCCAUUUCAACUUGUCUUUCCUUCCCAAGAAGGGUUCGUCAAUUCAGACAUGGCCUGUUCGCGUAGCUCCUGAGGCGUACUACUUGUUUGACGCUGCUGCGGCCGGUGUUGCUGAGCUGUGCAAUGCAUUCAAAGUUCGGUAA
This is a messenger RNA of Fomitiporia mediterranea MF3/22, 4350 nucleotides long. Its product is annotated as transcription elongation factor SPT6. Lineage: Eukaryota; Fungi; Basidiomycota; Agaricomycetes; Hymenochaetales; Hymenochaetaceae. Bases 1 to 4350 code for a protein of 1449 amino acids. Gene Ontology annotation, biological process: nucleosome organization; transcription elongation-coupled chromatin remodeling; mRNA transcription by RNA polymerase II. Gene Ontology annotation, molecular function: histone binding; nucleosome binding; DNA binding. Gene Ontology annotation, cellular component: transcription elongation factor complex. The record is from RefSeq and is a predicted model, not a curated record. The transcript has 13 exons.